AUGAUGUUAUAUAAGUUAGUCGUUCUUGGGGACGGUGGUGUUGGAAAGACGGCCCUUACAAUCCAGGUUAGUAGAGUAGACCAGCGAGUCCAACAUUUAAUCAAAGUUUGGCUUACCGAAAUUUUUUUUCAAUUGCCUGAACAUGUUAACGCGAUGACAUAUGACCCCACAAUUGAAGAUUCAUAUCGAAAACAAGUAGUUAUUGAUGACCAUCCCUGCGUACUAGAAGUACUGGAUACCGCCGGACAAGAUGGUGAAGGUUUUCUUCUAGUUUAUUCCAUAUCUUCGCGAUCCACAUUCGAACGUGUAGAACGAUUUCAUGAUCAAAUUAUUAGGGUAAAAGAUAAUGAACCAGUUCCGCUUAUGCUUGUUGGUAAUAAAUGUGAUAAAAUUACUGAACGAGAGGUCUCACGAGAAGAAGGAAUGAAUAUGGCAAGAAGACUCAAAUGUGAUUUCAUUGAAAGUUCCGCAAAGACAUGUGUAAACGUGGAAAGAGCGUUUUACGGAGUGGUUAAAAUGAUAAGGCAAAACAGAGAGGGCGGAAAAGAUAGCAGAAGGAGUAAGAAGAAAGCAAAGUGUGCAAUUUUAUAA
This is a messenger RNA of Dentiscutata erythropus, 591 nucleotides long. The record is from the annotation of a GenBank genome assembly. NCBI's taxonomy places the organism in Eukaryota, Fungi, Glomeromycota, Glomeromycetes, Diversisporales, Gigasporaceae.